Molecule: messenger RNA, 1338 nt
Organism: Macrosiphum euphorbiae (potato aphid)
Lineage: Eukaryota; Metazoa; Arthropoda; Insecta; Hemiptera; Aphididae
Source: the annotation of a GenBank genome assembly
AUGAUCAAAAAAAAAUGGAUAGAUAACGAAGAGAGUAGGUUUGAGUACAAGUUUAAAAAUAUUUUGUCUAAAAUUUUUACUCCUACGCAAACUGAAUUAUUAUUAAGACUUAAAAAAGUGUAUAAAUGGUCUCCCGAAGAUAUUGCUUCAGCUAUCACAAUUAGAAGUGUAUCCCCUAAGGCAUACAGAUAUUUAAGAGAGAAGAAAAACUUUCCUUUGCCAGGCAUGUCUACUUUGAGAAAUUGGGCUUCAACAUUUUCAAUUGAACCAGGUUUAUUGAAAAAUGUUAUGAUUUUGUUGAAAGCCAAAGGAGAUACCAUGUCAGUGAAUGAAAAAUUAACAAUGAUUUCAUUUGACGAAACAUAUGUUUCAAAUAAAAUCUGUUAUGAUAAAAAAUCUGAACAGAUUUAUGGUCCAGCUAAAUGUGUACAAGCAGUUGUUCUGAGGGGACUAGUAGGAAGUUGGAAGCAGCCAAUAUAUUUUGACUUUGACACUCCGAUGUCAAAAGAAUUAUUGUUACACAUUAUAAGUGAGGUACAUAAUAUUGGUUUUAAAGUUGUAGCUAUGGUCAGUGAUAUGGGGCCUAGUAAUAUGGGCCUAUGGCGGGAUUUGGGGAUAUGUACUGAAAAUACAUGGUUUAAGCAUCCAGUAGAGGGAACAAAAGUACAUGUUUUUGCUGAUGUUCCACAUCUCUUUAAAUUGGCCCGAAACCAUUUUCUUGACAAUUCAGUAGGGUUUGUUUUGUCAGAUGGAAAAUUGAUCGGGAAAAAUAUUCUCAAAGAAAUAUUGAGGAUAAAUAAAGACCAAGACUUUCAAGUAGCUUAUAAACUAUCCGAAAAACAUAUUAAUGUCCAAGGUACAGCUCGAAUGAAUGUGAAACUUGCUGCUCAUGUUUUUUCAAAUAGCGUUUCUAAAGCCAUACUUUUCUGUGGAGAAAAAAACUUAAUUAAUGAUUGUAAUUGGAAAGAGGCUUCAGAAGUGAUACAACUAAUAAAUGACUGGUUUGAUUUAAUGAACACUCAGCAGAAGUAUGAUAACCAUGUUGCAAGUUAUGGCUUAAAUGAAAAUGAACAAAAUGAAUUGCUCUCUAAAAUGAACAAUUUCAUACUUCAAAUGAGAGUUUAUGGUAAAAAUGUACUUCUGCCUUUUCAAAAAGGUAUAAUCGUUACCAAUAAGUCGGUUCAAAAUCUACUUGAAGACUUAAAAGAUUUUGGAUUAUCAUACAUUAUGACAAGGAAGUUAAAUCAAGACAUGGUUGAAAAUUUAUUUAGCUACUUAAAAGGAAUGGCCGGAUCAGCUAUGAAUAAUAUUUCGCCUAUAGAUUUUAAAUAUUGGUAA